Molecule: messenger RNA, 504 nt
Organism: Micropterus dolomieu (smallmouth bass)
Lineage: Eukaryota; Metazoa; Chordata; Actinopteri; Centrarchiformes; Centrarchidae
Product: conserved oligomeric Golgi complex subunit 6-like
Exons: 4
Coding region: 88-489 (133 amino acids)
Biological process (GO): intra-Golgi vesicle-mediated transport
Cellular component (GO): COG complex
Source: RefSeq, a predicted model, not a curated record
CUCCAGGGAUCUACAUGCCGACCGGACGUUUAUUUCACACGGACCAAAACAGCUUUCCGAAAGUUGACGUGGAGGUGUUUGUGUACAAUGUCUGAUACUAAAGUAGAAAUGUCAACUGUAAUACAGAACCCAAACGCGCCUUCUCAACCAAAUAACCCGCUAUCAAGGAAACUUAACAAAAUACUGGAGACGAGGCUUGACAAUGACAAGGAGAUGCUGGAGGCUCUGAAGGCGCUCUCUGUGUUCUUCACUGACAACAAUUUGCGCACCAGGAGAAAUCUUCGUGGUGACAUAGAGAGGCGAAGCCUGGCGAUCAAUGAGGACUUUGCACGAAUAUUUAAGGAAGUAAAAGAGGAGCUCGAAAGUGUUAAUGAGGAUGUCCAGGCCAUGAGCACAUGUUGUGAAGAAAUGACCAGUAGAUUAAAGGCUGUGAAGGAGCAAACUCAAGAUCUCAUAGUAAAAACCAACAAGCUGCAGGGAGAAAAGUGAGUUGAUUCUUAACGG